Messenger RNA from Dimorphilus gyrociliatus, 2798 nucleotides. The record is from the annotation of a GenBank genome assembly. Lineage: Eukaryota; Metazoa; Annelida; Polychaeta; Dinophilidae.
AAUCCUAUGUAGGCAAUCAGCUGUCAUUUUUAAAAUGUCUGAAAACAUAUGAACUUUUAAUAUAUAAACAACCGUAUAACGGUUCAUUUUAACUGAUACGCUGUCUUAAAGGGAAAUUUUAUUGACUUUAUUUUUUGGAAUUGAUAAAAGCAACAAAUGAUGGAAAAGUAUUUUAACGUUGAUGAAGUAUUGGGGGAUUCCAAUAAUUGCCCUGAAUAUACGCCAAAGUUGUACACACUUCUCAAUUUACUAUCAACAUAUAAGGAGGAAAAUUAUAUAGAAAUUCAACCCAUUCUGGCUUACUUUUCGGAGAAAGAAAUAAAUACGCCUCUACCGAAUGGUCAUACUUUUGUAGGGAUAUUAGUUACUAUACCGGAUGAAAGACCUCUAAAAAUAGCUCUUGAAAGAGGAGGUGAUCCUAAUCAAAUGCCUGCAAAUGAAAAUGACGUCUUACCACUACUGAAAGCAAUUUCUUUGAAUCAUAUAAAUCACAUUGAGCUUCUUUUAGCUUACGGUGCUAACUACAGUAUUAUUCCAAAUUGUCUUGAUAAUAUUCUUAAUAUAGCUGUUACAAAAAAUCAAGUACAGCUUUUUCGAAAACUAGCUACAAAUGCUACAGCUGAAGUUCUUCAGCGUCAACUAUCUACUGCAAUUAUUAACCGUUCAAUUGAAAUAAUUCAUCUCCUUGUAAGACUUGAAGCUGACUUGAAUCAAGUUGAUGAUGGACUAUCACCUCUCGUAAUCGCUGCAUCUAAAGGAGAUGAAGAUCUUUGUAAAAUGUUAAUUCAUUUAGGCGCAAAAUUGAAUAGGGAUUCAGGAUCUCAGCAAGAUGCACCGUUAAUUUUGGCUGUUAAAAGUAGUAGCUAUACAGCGGUUAAAACUCUACUAAAAUUAGGUGCUGAAUAUAAUGUGACGGAGGGUACAACUCAAGUGUCCUGCGGACCCUUUCAUUAUCAUACUGUACCGGUCGGUAAUUCUUCACUUCAUUUGGCUGUUUUACAAAAUAAUGAAAUAAUAGCCAAAAUGUUGGUUGAAGCUGGAUCAAAUUUGAAUCAAAGAAAUUAUGAAGGUGAUACACCUUUACAUUUAGCUUGUAAAGAUAGAGAGAAAGGAUAUGAAAUGGUGAAACUUCUAAUUAAACUUCACGCUGAAAGACACGCUAGAACAGCAGCUGCUGGAGGAGAUAAAGCAAUGAGAGGAGGUCAUGAAGAAACAUGUCACUGCGACAAUUGUAAUCGUUAUCGCUUAACUAGGCAAUGUUUACAAUUAAAUGCUAAAAACUGCUUAGAGUGUACACCUCUUAUGGAGGCCAUACAGUCUAAAAAUGUAGCCGUUGUUGAUCUCCUAUUAUGUGAUGGGGCUGAUCCGUGUGUACGUUGCGAGGCCGUAACAAUGACAACGACAGCCUUGCAUCUUGCCGUGAAAGUACAAAGUAUAGAAGUGUGUCAGAAACUGUUGAAAGCUGGCUGUUCCGUCGACUCUUACGAUAAGGAUGGUUUUACAAGCCUACAUCUUGCUGCUUCGAAAGGUGACUUGGAGAUCGUUAAGUUACUAAUACGAGUUGGUGCCAAUUUAACAAAUUUGACAAUAAAAGAUGAGAAUCUUUUACAUUUGGCCGUUGGAUCCAAAUCGAAAGAACUUAUUCACUACAUACUGGAGCAUAAUCUCAUCGACAUUUCUGCACAGAAUGCUUUUCAAUGGUCACCUUUGAUGCUUGCAGCUAGGAUUGAUACACCGUGGCCUACUGCUUUACUUGUAAAAUAUGGUGCACCAUUGAACGCUCGAGAUAUGAAUGGGGAAACAGCUUUACUUCACGCUGUUUAUUUUGGAAGCGAGCAUAACGCAUCAAUAUUAAUUGCACAUGGCGCUGAUAUGAAUAUUGGUGACAGAGGAGGUUGUACACCCCUCUAUUGGUGUAUUUUCAAUGGUCGAAUACGUACACUUCAGCUAUUACUGUUAGCUGGAGCAAGUUUAACGAUGAAUGAAUUUUUAAGAUAUCCAUGUAACGUUUCUACAAUGCGUGAUGAAAGGUUGAAAAAGUGGGUAGAACGGCACUUAACUUGUCCCUCCCGUUUAGAAAAUCUUGCCCGUUUGAGUAUUAGGAAAAAAAUUUCAUGUUAUUCUCAAGGGAAAGAUAUCGCUCCACUAAUCAAUAAACUACCAUUACCAUCUCCCUUAAAAAGGUUUCUCCUUUUCUACGUAGAUUAUAAUAAUACAAUUGAGAGUAAUCUGUGUGUCAAAGAAGAAUUUGAUGAGGAAAUGGAUUUCCUUUGGUAAAUAUUUAUAAAAAAAAAUGAUUAUUAUUUACUGUAUAACAAAGUUCAAGAUUUAUCUCCUCAACUAUAUGCAGUAAAUAUGCUUUAUGUAUUAAUUUCACACAAAAAGGAAGAUAUUCUUGCUCUUUAUUAAAAAGACUUCCAUUCGGAAUUGUAAACGUGAUGACUUGAGUAAACUAUUUUUAAGACUAUUAAAUUGAUUAUUAAUUAUUAAAGGAAAUAUACUCGAGCAUAUUCUUUCCGACGAGAGAUGAAGAUGUAUAAGAUAUGGCACGUUUAAAGUCUGAUCUAAUUUUUUUCUUCCCAUCUGAACUUGAAAUAAAUAGGGAUAGAUGAUACGUUGCUUAUGACCUAUUUCUCUUAUAAUAUUUGAGAGAAAAGUGAGCCAAAGAUUUUAAAAAAUUUUUGUUCAAAUGUUCAACUUUUAUUUAAUUUUACAUUUGUAUUGAGAGAUCGUCUCUUACAAUUGUAUAUGUUGCCUAGAUUUGAAAUAAAUAAAAACAAUUUAUUUACACAUUAAAA